AUGCCGUCACAGGCAAAUCUAAAAGCUGCGCAAGCGGUUGUUCUUUCUCGUGCCCGGCACCAAAAGGGCUUAUCUCGCGAUGCUUCCAAAGUCAGCAAGCAGCCUCUUUCUCUUCGCAAUGCCGAGGCACGGCAUCACGGCUCCUCUCGUGCAACUAUUCAACGGAUCGUGAAGAAGCUAGAAGCUGCAAAUUCCUCUGAUUUGAACGAUAUCGCUUUCAAGACCGCUGGUCGCCCGAGAAUCCUGACAGAUGAAGAAGAGGAAGCUAUCGUCGCUUUCGUGAUGUGGAUGGAAAGAUCAGGACUUCCUGCUUGCAAAGGCGAAGUUGAAGAUGCAGCCAACACGCUGCGCCUCCGCAGAAACCCUGAUGCGCAGCCUAAGCAGCUGAAAUCGAAGCAAGCGGUUGAUCCUGCAUACGCCUCUCUUCUGCCUCCAGAAGGACGAUUUUCCGCCGCUUCUGAUACCGCCAAACACGCUGGAGAGAGAUAUCACGAUAUCCUCAGUUCUCCCACUCGCGCUGGUCUCAAGAAUAUCCGCAACAUCGUCAACGAAGCUAUGCUGCUAGAGGAUACGAUUAAGAGAUAUGCUGACGAUCGGCGAAGUCGUAUUGAGAAGCAAUACAAUAAGAGAAAUCUGCAAGAAAUACGUGAUCAACAAGAAUCCUUUAUCGCAGAGACUCGCGCCAAAGAGGGGAAAUCUCAACUCCGUACCGCACGCAGUAUCGCGAUCCGAGAAAUCGAGCGCUUCAAAUCAGAGUGGCGGGAUAACAAGGAAGUCAUCGUGAACGGCGUUCUAAAGAAGCUACAGUUCAAGAAAUGGCUUCAACACACCGGGAAGGAUAAAGAUUACCUUUCUAUGGAUACUCAGCGAUCCAAAAUGACCGAGUUACUGAAUGAGAAGACUGACGGCUUUAUGAUAGAUACACAAUUACCGCAGGAAGUUAGAGAAUCUAUUCGCAAUGCCAAUUUCGCAGGGAAGCCGCUCAACGCGGUAGAUUGGUCAGCCCUCCCCGGAAGUGACGAUAGUGUUAUUUUCCAACUUACGCAUCCGCUCGCCAGCGAAGAAAGCGAUAAAGAAGAAGAAGAAGAAGAAGAAGAAGAAAUACUCCCACUUCUCGAUUUGUCAUGCCUUAACGACGUGGAGAUGCCCUCAUCGCCGCCCUGCCUUCCUAAUCACGAGUCACCGUUGUCCUCUCCUUGGCCCGGUUUCUCUACACCCUGCCCCUUUCAACGCCACACUCAACUUCACGAUUCACUUCGAGAUCUCAUCAGGGAGGAAAUAAUAGUUGCAGAAUCCAGUUACAGGGCCACAGAAGACGCAGAUAUACUAUAA
This is a messenger RNA of Fusarium poae, 1332 nucleotides long. RefSeq lists its product as uncharacterized. The record is from RefSeq and is a predicted model, not a curated record. Lineage: Eukaryota; Fungi; Ascomycota; Sordariomycetes; Hypocreales; Nectriaceae. The transcript is spliced from 3 exons. The coding region runs from base 1 to 1332 and encodes 443 amino acids.